Molecule: messenger RNA, 1499 nt
Organism: Chelmon rostratus (copperband butterflyfish)
Lineage: Eukaryota; Metazoa; Chordata; Actinopteri; Chaetodontiformes; Chaetodontidae
Gene: chrac1
Product: chromatin accessibility complex subunit 1
Exons: 3
Coding region: 33-398 (121 amino acids)
Cellular component (GO): nucleus; CHRAC
Molecular function (GO): protein heterodimerization activity
Source: RefSeq, a predicted model, not a curated record
UUGAAGUUCCGCCUGUCUGGCGCCGUGUCCUCAUGAAGAUGUCUCAAAAUAAUCCCGAAAAUGACGAUCAAACGUCAACUAACAAAAAAGCCAUCUCCCUCCCAAUUUCCAGAGUGAGGUUGAUAAUGAAGAGCUCCCCAGACGUCUCCAGCAUCAACCAGGACGCUCUUUUUCUCACCACCAAGGCUACAGAGCUGUUUGUCCAGCACCUGGCUCUGUCCUCAUUCAACAACGGCUCCGGCAAAGAGACCAACACGCUGUCAUACAGCGACCUAGCUCACACCGCAGAGGAGACGGAGACUUUCCACUUUCUUACAGACAUCCUGCCUAAGAAGAUCCUGGCUCGAGAUUACCUCAAGUCUUUAGAGCAAAUGCAAGAAGAGGAAGCUGACCUUUAAAAUAAAAGGACUGUGGCUGCGUUUCACGUCUGGGCAGAUGUUAGCAAAUGUACACGCUGUUCACUGAGAGCAAAAUGACUGGCAGAAGAGACACCCUGAACUUUGUCAAUGCUUUUAAAUACAUUGACAGAGUUCAGCUGUAGGGCUCAUGGAAGAAGUUCGUGGACAUGGUACUGCAAGUAAAGUCACGCAGGGCAAAUGUGAGAUCAAGUGGAGACUCAGACUCAGCACUCAGCAACAUGCAGAGUCUUCUGUCGUACUGUAUGCUUAAGAUAAAUGCUUGAUGCCAGAAAUCCAAAUUUGUUACAAUGGCCUAAACAAAGCAGCCGUAGAUGAAUCAUAAUGCAAUCAAUUAAAUCGUCAAGUUCUCCACAGAAUUGAUCACCCCUAUAAAGACUAUAUUUUUGUGUAGGCUACUGUUGUUGCUAAUAAAUGGUGCACUUGAAUUGUAGAUAUCAGACCAAUUUUGCAUUUGCCUCAUAUUCCCAGAUUUUAGCAAGUUUUCUGGUAGCAGUGUCAUAUAAAUUUUCACGCUUGUUUUCCAGUGUUCCAUGUUCAGUUAUUAGGAGAGUAGAAUUGUUUUAGCCUAGCUUGCUGUCCUUUAUGAGCUCACUCCACGUAACAGACCAGGACACAAUGUGAAUCCAUUCCACACAGCUGGAGCACAUAUGUUUCAGCUCUAGAGUUAUUAUUGCCUUUAAAAUACGUUGGGUCACCACUUUAUUUUAGACAUGCUGUCAGGCAUUGAUUUCAAAGUGAAAUGUGCUGAUGUUACUGAUUGUAAGUGAUACAUUGUAGCUUUUUUUAAAAGAUAUUGUCAUAUUCCAGUUCUGAGUAGUUUAUUGUGAAUACUUGAAAGUUGUUUGAACGAAUCAGAAGUACAAAUACCUCCUUUUUUUCAGCUAACUACAAAGCAACUGAACAUGUCGUGUCUUUCCAAAUGAAAAUCUACACUCAGCCUACCAGAUGUGACUAUUUAAAGUGUAUAUUUAACAGCUGACCACCUUACAAGGCAUCUUCCUCAUAAACUUGCAAAGUGAUUGUUUAGAUUUGAUAUUAAAAUAAAGAUUCAUGCUGUCUGACAUUCAUUGUGCCACAUGU